Molecule: messenger RNA, 1970 nt
Organism: Asparagus officinalis (garden asparagus)
Lineage: Eukaryota; Viridiplantae; Streptophyta; Magnoliopsida; Asparagales; Asparagaceae
Product: serine/threonine-protein kinase RIO1-like
Exons: 12
Coding region: 62-1747 (561 amino acids)
Biological process (GO): protein phosphorylation
Molecular function (GO): ATP binding; protein serine/threonine kinase activity
Source: RefSeq, a predicted model, not a curated record
UUCGUCUCGCUGCGCUCUCGUCCUCCAUCUCUCUUCUUCAUUCUCCAGAGAUCAAACAGCAAUGGCGCUCGAAGAGCCGCUCCUCUCAUCUUCAGCACAAUUACAGAAGCAUGAAGAACAAGAACAAGAUGAAUUCGAAGAGGAAGAGGAAGAGCAAUGGUCUUCAGAUUCUGAGGUAGGAGACGCGCUGGAUUGGUUGGAUUCUAGAGAAGGGAUCGAAGGCGACGUGUCUUCCGUCUCGUUCUCCCACGUGGCAGCGAGAGGGAGGCCCAACGCCCAUGGCGGACUCCUCUCUCGGCCUCUCCAGCCCAUCUCCAAUCGAAGCCAGAAGUUCUCAUCUCGUUUUAGGGCUAACCCUUUGGAGGAGUGGGAGGGUAGGCUUAACGUGGGCAUGUCAAAUUCAGUGGCUACUGAAAUCCGAGACAGCGUUCGAGGUAUGGCCAUUGGGAGAAUCAAGAACACAGAGAAAGCAGACCGUGCCACUGUCGAGCAGGCUAUUGAUCCAAGAACUCGUAUGGUUUUGUUCAAGAUGCUUAAUCGUGGAGUUUUUCAUGAUAUUAAUGGUUGUAUUUCUACAGGGAAAGAAGCAAAUGUAUAUCAUGCAACUAGAUCUGAUGGUCAGGAACUGGCAAUUAAAGUGUACAAAACUUCUGUUCUCGUUUUCAAGGAUCGAGAUCGUUAUGUGCAAGGUGAUUAUCGUUUUAGACAUGGUUACUGUAAGCACAAUCCAAGAAAAAUGGUGAAGACCUGGGCAGAGAAAGAAAUGAGAAAUCUUUUGAGGGUAAAGGCAGCUGGAAUUAGGUGCCCAAUGCCACUUCUUUUAAGAUUACAUGUUCUGGUUAUGGAAUUCAUUGGGAAAUCUGGGUGGGCUGCACCUCGCCUAAAGGAUGCUGCUUUGUCUGAGGAUAAAUUACGUGAAAGUUAUGUAGAGAUCAUUACUGCUAUGCGCACAUUAUACCAGAAGUGUAAAUUGGUGCAUGGGGAUCUCAGCGAAUAUAAUAUACUUUAUUUUGAGGGUCACUUGUACGUCAUUGAUGUUUCUCAGUCAGUGGACCUUGAUCACCCUUUGGCCUUAGAUUUCCUACGAGAAGAUUGUCUUCAUGUCUCAGAUUUCUUUAAAAAACGUGGAGUUGCUGCCAUGACAGUUAAAGAACUAUUUGACUUUGUGAUUGAUCCAUCCAUUGCAGAUGAAGAUGUGGAUGAAUAUCUAGAAAAGGUCCAGCAGAAGGUUUUAGAAAGAGGAGAAUCAUACCAAGAGGAUACCAUUGCAUCAACGGUCUUUGUGCAGACAGUAGAUCGUGUAAAGAAUUGUGAGGAGGAGCUUACGCAGAUGGCAAUGCAUCAACGUCCUUUGGUGGGAUACAAGGACACAUCAAAAGAAAUUUAUGACAAACCUCUAAUGGACUUCAUAGAAACUAGAAAUAAGAUCGGUCAACAACAGAAGAAACUGGAGGCAACAAAACUCCGGGAGCCUCAAGAACCUGUGCAGGAUCUACAGAGAAAGUGUUCUGUACAAGACACACCUGAGAAUUCAGCAGAUGAUGACGAUGUUUCAGGCAGUGAAUCUGGAGAAGAUGAAUCAGGUUAUGAAAGUGAGAAAAAGUUGGAUCCAGAUGAAAAAAGAGCUGCUCGAAAGGAGCAUAAGAAAAAAGUGAAAGAGGAGAAGAGGGAAGCGAGGAAAACCAAAACCCCGAAGGCUGAGAAGAAACGAAGAAAGAAGCUGGCCAAAGCCAAGUGUAGCAGGUAGAACGUCUGCCCAUCUAUCUGUAGAUAUAGCUUUGACAAAUUUUGUUCUCCUAUUCGUAUUUUGCUUUAUUUGUGGAACUAAAAGUUCCAUGCUUAUUUAUUUGUGCACUUGUAUUACGAGGGAGAGGAAUUAAAUUAAAUUAUUUAAUGUUGAGAUUAUUGUGGAAUAUUUGGUGAUUUCAGAGAUAUUCGGGAGGAUAGCUCCUUGUCUUCCUUUUCUUUGC